UUCUGUCUGACUAUCCCUAUCUGGCUCCCUUUUCCCCCCUCUAAUCUGGCUUUGGGGAAAUGGGAGGUGACAAUGGUACAGAAUUAACAGAGUUCAUUUUACUGGGAUUCUCAGGUUUUGUUUUUGUCCAGAGCCAUCUGUUUUGGGGUGUGCUGUGUAUGUAUGUGGUUACCUUGCUGGGAAACUCUCUGAUCAUCAUCCUCACGCUGGCCGACCCAGCCCUCCACUCCCCCAUGUACUUCUUCCUGCGUCACUUCUCCCUGGUGGAGAUCCUCUACACCACUACCAUUGUGCCCAGGAUGCUGGCUGACCUCCGUUCUUCCUGCCCCACCAUCUCCCGUGCCAGCUGCUUCACCCAGCUGUAUUUCUUUGCCCUUUUUGGCAUUGCCGAGUGCUGUCUGCUCACCGCCAUGGCUUAUGACCGAUAUGCAGCCAUCUGCUGUCCCCUGCACUAUACCACCCUGAUGAACCAGGGAACAUGUGUCGGCAUGGUGGGGGCCUCUUACCUUGCGGGCAUCAUCUCUGGCACCACUCACUCUGUCUUCAUCUUCACUUUGCCUUUCCGUGGUGCCAACACCAUCCAUCACUUCUUAUGUGACAUCUUGCCUGUGAUGAGACUGGCUAGUGGAAACACUUUCUGGGCCGAAGUGGCAGAACUUAUCAUUACAACGUCUUUUAUCUUUGUGCCCUUCUUGUUGAUUGUGGCCUCUUAUGCCUGUAUUCUUGCUGCUAUUCUUGGUGUUGCAACAUCCCAGGGCCGUCAAAAGAUCUUUUCUACCUGCUCCUCCCACUUGUUUGUGGUCAUACUCUUUUUUGGGACAGGAACUGUUGCCUACAUGAGGCCUCAGUCAGAUUCUUUUGGGGACACAGACCAGAUUCUUACCAUCUUCUACACAGUUGUCACCCCCAUGUGCAACCCUUUUGUUUACACUCUGAGGAAUAAGGAAGUCACGGGGGCCAUGAGGCGGCUCAUGAAGAGAUACCUUUGUGGUCCUUGA
Cricetulus griseus (Chinese hamster) is the source of this 998-nucleotide messenger RNA. The record is from RefSeq and is a predicted model, not a curated record. Lineage: Eukaryota; Metazoa; Chordata; Mammalia; Rodentia; Cricetidae.